AUGAGUGCUUGCAAAACCCUUUCGUGUUUUUCCCUUUCUUUUUCUUCUUCUUCUUCUUCUUCUUCUUCGUCUUCUUCGUCUUCGUCUUCCUCCUCCCUCUUCAAACGCACCUUUCUCCUCCCUCACCAACGCCUAACCCUCACUCGACGAUGUUCCACGUCAGCCCUAACCGCCGAAGAAUCAGAACUCCAAUCUCCGACUGUUCAACACCUCCUCACUAGUCCCGACGGCGUCUCCACACUCAUGAAGAUGGACCGCAAGCCUCUUCUCCCUCACCAAUCUCACGCGCCUAGUUGGUUCCCCUACCUCGAUGCCUUCCGCUGCCAAAACGGCACUGUUUUGAGCAGCGAUGAGGUCGUCAAGGUCCUCGCGCCCUGCAUUUCCGAGGACCGGUGGCGGAAGUUCGGGAGCGUGGUUCGGAACCGGAGCUACUCCGUCUGCCUUGUCGUCGAAGGACUCUGCGACUUCGGCAAUGUCUCCGCCGCGUUCCGGUCCGCCGAUGCGCUCGGUGUUCAGUCCGUCCACGUCGUGUCGUGUGACACCAACAAAAGGUACAAGGAUAAUCGACAUGUAAGCAUGGGUGCAGAGAAAUGGUUGGACAUUGAAUUGUGGGACUCUACAAAGGAGUGCUUCAAAAUGUUGAAAUCACGUGGUUAUCGAAUUGCCACAACUCAUGUGGGAAUGGAUGCGGUUUCUAUUCAUGAUUUAGACUGGUCACACCCAACUGCAAUCGUUGUCGGGAAUGAAAAUAGGGGUAUUAGUGAUGAGGCAUUGGAGUUGUCAGAUUUGCACUGCAGUAUUCCUAUGGCAGGAAUGGUUGACUCUUUCAAUGUUUCAGUUGCUGCCGGAAUCCUCAUGCAUCAUGCUGUCUGUGAUAGAAAAUCUCGCAUGGGCCAUCACGGUGAUCUGACUGUAGAAGAAUGUCAAAUCCUACUUGCAGAGUUUUCACUGCGCCAUAGCAAGAGUGCGAUUAGUAUUGUCGAAGAUUAUGCAACGCGUAAAGCUGCAACAUUGAUCUAA
Molecule: messenger RNA, 1020 nt
Organism: Sphenostylis stenocarpa
Lineage: Eukaryota; Viridiplantae; Streptophyta; Magnoliopsida; Fabales; Fabaceae
Source: the annotation of a GenBank genome assembly